AUGGCAGCGACAGAGGAAGCGACUGCGGCGCGGGUCGAGUCUGCGACGGCGGCGGGAGAGGCUGGCCCGGUCAUGAUCCUCAACGCAGAGAUGGCCAAGCUGCUCAUGGCCGACUUUACCGAGAACGAUUGGAAGUCGCAGCAGGAGCGCAACAGCGCGGCAAACGUGCUGCGGUACGUGGUCCAUGCCGAGCACGCACCGAGCAAGCCCGACGACCAGCUGACAGAGUUCCUUGCUGCCGCUAGCGAGCUCGGGCUCUCCCAGUUUGAGACUGUCCAGAUCGCCAACCUUCGCCCGGACAACCUCGCGCUGCUGAGCAACAUCCUCGGAGUCCAGAUCGGCGCCGCCAAUCCAAAGCAUGACCUCGACGCAGUCUUGGCCAUGAUUGGCAAGUUCCUCCCCUUUGACGAGGACGACGACGAGUACGACGAGUAUGACGAGGACGGCGACGAGGAUGGCGACGAGGACGGCGACGAGAAUGGCGAGGAUGGCGAGGACGACCAAGAAGACGAAGGCUUCUGCGGUGGAUGCGGAGUCAAGCUGCAGAGCCAUGCACAGGCGCGCGCCGGCUAUGUCCCGCCGCAUGUACUCGAUGAGUUUGGCCGCGGGCUGAACCGGGUCGAGAUGGCGUGCUCGCGGUGUUGGGCGCUGGCAGCACAUGGUUCGGAGGAGCGCGGUGGGCGGAGCAACGAGACUGAUGCGGCGCGGGCGGCGCGGCUGAGCGCGGUGCUGGCGGAGAAGGGCAUGCCUCGCGGCGGGCGGCGGCGGCGUGUGCUCGAGGCGCAUCUGGCGGGGAUGGAGGGCGGCGGCAGUGAGAGGAGUACGGCAGCCGAGCAGACGGGUGGAGAGAGCGACGAUGCCGAGUGGUGGAAGGUGCCGAGCGUGGAGCAGGUCAAGGCGAACGCGGAUCGGCAGAUGCAGCGGAUGCGCGACAAGGGCGCGCUGGUGGUUCUCGUCGUCGACAUGCUCGACGUAGAGACGUCACUGCUGUCUGCGGCGCUACCGCGGCUUGUGGGAAGCGGGAACAAGGUGGUAAUUGCAGCGACCAAGGCCGACGUCCUCCCGCACGGUGGCAUCCAGUACCGCGAGCGGCUGGCCAAGUGGGUGCGACGGGUGGCCAAGUCGACGCUCCCGAGCGAGACGUACGAGCUGGUGGCUUCGGUCGUGCUGUGCUCGGGCAAGAACGCGGUUGGGCUUGCGCCGUUGGUGACCAAGCUCAACGCACUGCGCGGCGACAAGGACGUGUACGUUGUGGGCGCUGCCAAUGCCGGCAAGUCGACGCUGAUCAACACGCUCCGGGCACGGUUUACUGGGAUGGAGCCGCUGCGGCGCAACGUGCUGACGGUAGCACCGCUUCCGGGCACGACGCUGCGAUCUGUGCCUGUCCCGCUUGACGAGGGCUCGACACUGUACGACACACCGGGCGUGCUCAAAACGCCAUCUGUUGCGGCGCUGGUCCAGGGCGCGCUGCCGUCGGCCGACGCGGCCGAGCUCUUCCGCGAGCUCGCGGUCCGCAAGCCGAUCAAGCCUGUGGCGGCGCGGCUGGUGCCGGGCAAGCCACUUGUGCUUGGCGCAGGCGCGUGCGAGAUUGUGUCGCACGGGCGGGCGCCGGUGCCUGUGGCGGUCUACGCCUCACCGGCGCUCCCGAUGGCAACCGCCGGCGUCCACCAAGGCAGCGAGCGUGUGCGAAGCCUGUUCCGGGCAGCGCUGGCGGCGCUGCCGCACGGCAGCGAGCCGCAGCAGGUGGUCAUCGGUGACGAGUACACCCGGCACGUGCGGCGAUCGGUGCGGGUCGCCGCCGACGUCAGCCUGCCCGGGCUGGGGUGGCUGGCGGUCGGCGCCCGUGAGCCUGCAGCGCUGAGCAUCCGGCUGCCGGGAGGAGUUGCCGCGCACCUCCGGCCUGCGAUGUUUCCGUUUGAUAUGGCACGGUAA
Molecule: messenger RNA, 1932 nt
Organism: Thecamonas trahens ATCC 50062
Lineage: Eukaryota; Apusomonadida; Apusomonadidae
Exons: 2
Coding region: 1-1932 (643 amino acids)
Molecular function (GO): GTP binding
Source: RefSeq, a predicted model, not a curated record